GUCAACAAUAAGACGACUUAGCAACAGUUAAACAACGAUAUUAACCACAGAAUCAGGAAGUUUUAACCUCUCAAUCAAACCUGCCGUCGAAAAACACAAGAAAUGCUCAUUUAACAAUCUUUUUUAUUCUAAAUUAGGCUCUGAAAAACAGAGAUGCCACUGUGUCCAAAUACUCCAACAAAGAAAAAGCUCUUAACUUUAGAAAGGACUGACAUUUGGAGAAAUAAAAGACUAAUACCAGGUCUAAAAACAAGCCCAAAAGACAGAAAAAGAGAAUAAAGACGAUAGUAAUACAGACUAAAGGCAGAAAACUGUUCACUAUCUAACUGAUCAGACUCAUUUAAAUAUCUUUGAAUGGCAACAUGAUGGUAAAAGUGUUAACUUUAGUUUAGUGCAGUUAAAAUGGAGUCAGAGGCAUCUGAUCUGCUGAUCAUGUGGAAUAUGUCAACAGUUAGGAGACUUACCAGCUGGUUAAAAACAACAUUCAUCAUAGAAUCAGGUAGUUUUACACUUUUUCUCAAAAUGGCCGUCCAAAAACACAAGAAAUGCUGAUUUAACAACCUUUUUCUUCCAAAUAGACAACUGAAAAACAGAGAUGCCACUGUGUCCAAAUACUCCAACAAAGAAAAAGCUCCUUACUAAAGAGAAGACUGAUAUUUGGAGAAAUAAAAGACUAACACCAGGUCUAAAAAAGGUCAAAAGACAGAAAAAGAGAAUAAAGACGAUAGAAAUACAGACUAAAACAGUUCAAUAUCUAACUGAUCAGACUCAUUUAAAUAUCUUUGAAUGUCAACAUGAUAGUUAAAGUGUUAACUUUAGUUUAGUGCAGGGUAAAAUAAGGUCAGAAACCACAAACAGGCCUGAAUCUUUAGUUCUCCCAUAUUGAAGCUAAACUGGAGCGUGUGUGAAGUGAAGUUCCAGAAAAACACUUAAAGAAAGUGAAUCAACAUAAAACAACAACUUUCAAAUCUAUGAAUGAAUCCAGGGAGACAACAUCUGGGUAAUGUAGUUUCUUUAUAUUUCUACUUUAGUGUUUUCUACCAUCAUAUUUCACAGGAAUCCACAACCAAACUCUGUCACUCUGUUCAUUUAAACUUAUUCUCUGUAUUUUAUCUUUUACCUCUUUUAUCUUAUUUCAGUUUUACCGUCUUUUUAUCUUUUGUUAAACUUGAACUCUUUUCUUUAUUAACCUUUCAGGCCUUUUAUUGUUUUAUCUCUCGCUCAUUUCUGUUGCUCUAUUUUAUCAUUACUCUUUUUUAUCAGAAUUACCUGUUAUUAUUUUAUUAUCAUUGUUGUCUUUUAUAUUUACUAUCCACUUUUAACCCCCCCUCUAUUAUUUUCUUUCUAACGGAGAAAAAAAAAACAGACAUUACUGCAGUUUGAUAUUAAUUCCACUAGGUGGCGACAAAAGCCCAAGAUCAGUUCAGUCCAUAAACUCAGAGUUUGAUCCACCAGCUCAUCAAUAAUUCAGGAUCAGAAGCUGCAGGUUAAAUGAACCGAGAGUUCUGGUUCGGACAGCUGGAGGUGAAAUGGUGAGAUUACAGCAGAUUAUGGAUUAAAACACUUUAAUCUGUUUUAUCACUGAAGUCUCUCAUUCCUGCAACAGGAACCGGUUUUUGGGUUUAACUGUUAAAAGGGGGUCUCUCAGGCCUGUAGGUGGUUCGGCUCUGGUUCUGGGUGUCCUCAGUUUUAAUGAGACAAUAAUCCCUUCAGAAUGGACGAUGAUUCCUCCUCUGUAGGUGACACAGACUUCACAGUCGAGUUGAGAAGCUUGUGUUCGGUGCCGCAUGUUAAUCGAUUAACUUUGACUAAUCGGUGCUGUUCGAGGAAAUCCCUGCGGAGUGCGGAUCCCUGAUUUCCCUGUUUGCUACUUCUCCAUUCAUGACAUGCUGCUGAGGUUUAUGAUCCUGUCUGCACUGCGCUGCGUCAAGAUAACUGCAGACAGACAGAGAGAGGCCGGAAACAGUCAGGAGGCUUCAAAAUAAAAGUCUGAACUGACUGAUCAUGAGAUGAAAAACUCAGGAUGAAACCGAUUAAUUCAUUAGAACGGAUAAUAAGUAAACCUGUGUUAGUUUUUAGAAAGGUUUGUGGUGAUAACGGUCCGUGUGUUUCCUUCUUUUUAGUUUCUCUCAGAUAAUAAUUUAUGGGAUAAAACAAAAGUGUAUGUGGUCUGUCUGCUCUGCUGCCCCCUGGUGCACACACAUUAACUUCAAUAUUUAGUUGUACUUGAAUCAGAGGAAAGAGAGAAGACUGAGUUUAAGGUUUGGUUCAAGAGUUUGUUUGUGUUUUCUUUAUUUUAGAUCCACCGUUAGAAACAACAGAAUCUGCGGUAACUCCUCCUCCUGUGGUCUUUAUCUGCUUUUCCAUUUUCAUUUUGAACUUAGACUUAAACUUACUGAUGUUACACUUACGUAACACUGAUUCUGCACUUCAAUUACUCUGUGUCGUGUUUGACCAGAUUACCGUACCGUCAUCUAAGUGUUAAAGCACAGGUUCCUGUAUUGUUUGUUUGAUCAUGUUGCUCUGCAUUGAUCUCCCACAGUCUUACAGUCUUUAUCCAGGUCAACUCUUUUAUUACAGCUGUAAGUUAAACAGGAAACUAAAUCUUCACUUUUCUCUAAAUUCCGUCUGUUUUUAAUUCCAGUUAAAGUUUUCACUGAAGAUAAAUGAGCAGCCUGUCUUUGUGCCUUAAUUUGAACAUAAACUUGCAUAGGGGUUUAUUUUGAAAAGGCACUUCCGGUCGUGAUUCGGUGUGGUUCUUUGUAACUUUACAAACGCGCACUUCAAUGCCAACUUUGUGGGCGCACAGGCGCACUGCUCACAGUCCAACACGGUCUGCACUGAGGAGAGGAGCCGGAGUCCGCUCGGAGAGAACAUUUCUGAUUCUGGGUCUGAAGGAGGUCUGGAGGUUCGACUCACAGACUCAGAGUACAGAACCCGGGUACGAGGGACCACUUCAUCAGAACACUUCUGUGGAAAAAUCUGGACUCUUUCUCUGACGGACUUGUUGACAGCACGAUGUGGGGGAUCCAGAGGACCCGGUAUGCGGACUGUAACGGUUCCGAGGCCAGUGAGGAGACGGAGAUCGUGGUCAACAUCGGCGGGGUGAAACAGGUGCUGUACGGGGACGUGCUGAACCGGUACCCGGACACCCGGCUGGCUGAACUGGUGACCUGUUCCCACAAGUCCAACGAAGAAAUCUCGUCUUUGUGUGACGACUACGACCCCGAGACAGGGGAGUUUUAUUUUGACAGAGACCCCGAAGCCUUUAAGUGCAUCAUAGAGCUCUACUAUUACGGAGAGAUCCACAUGAAGAGAGGGAUCUGUCCCAUCUGCUUCAUGAAGGAGAUGGAGUUCUGGAAGAUCGACUCGGAUCUUCUGGAUGAAUGUUGUAAAUGUCAGCUGAAGGAGGUGGAGGAUGAACUCGCGGAGAUUGCGGAGAAAGUGAGAACUAUCCUGGUGGACCGGGAGGGAGAUCCGUCUGCGGGGGGCUGGCAGCGGUUCCAGAUGUGUCUGUGGAGGCUGAUGGAGAAGCCGGACUCCUCUCUCCCUGCGCACAUCAUCGCCAUAGUCUCAUUUAUCUUCAUCCUGGUCUCCUCUGUGGUGAUGUGCGUGGGGACCAUCCCUGACCUGCAGGUGGAGGACUCGGAGGGUCACCUGACGGAGCACCCGACUCUGGAGGUCAUCGAGACGGUGUGCAUCGGCUGGUUCACCAUCGAGUACCUGCUGCGCCUGAUCUCCUCCCCGAACAAAGUCAAAUUCGUCCUGGCUUUCAUGAACAUCAUCGACUUCAUGGCCAUCAUGCCCUUCUACGUGGUCCUCAUCCUCACCUGCUUCGGCGCAGGGGUGAUGGAGCUGGCGAACGUGCAGCAGGCGGUGCAGGCUUUACGCAUUAUGCGCAUUGCGCGCAUUUUCAAGCUGGCACGACAUUCGUCCGGACUCCAGACCCUGACCUCAGCUCUGAAGAGCAGCUUCAAGGAGCUCGGGCUGCUCCUCAUGUACAUGGGUGUGGGGGUCUUCCUGUUCUCCGCCCUGGGGUACACCAUGGAGCAGAACCACCCGGACACUCUGUUCACCAGUAUCCCGCAGUCCUUCUGGUGGGCUGUGAUCACCAUGACCACCGUGGGCUACGGAGACGUCUACCCAAAGACCACUUUAGGGCGCUGUAACGCGGCCAUCAGCUUCCUGUGCGGAGUGAUCGCGAUAGCCCUGCCCAUCCACCCCAUCAUCAACAAUUUCGUUUUGUUUUACAACAAGCAACAGGUCCUGGAGACCGCAGCCAAGCACGAGAUCGAGCUGAUGGCUCUGCGCUCCGACGCAGCCGAGCUGGACGCUGCACCCGGGGCGCAUAAACACAGCUGCGGCGCAGGAGUCUGGGAUAACAGCAUGCGCUCCUGCCACAGCGACACUUACAUCCCCCUACUGAAGGACCCCCGGGGAGGGGCAGGGAUCCGGGGUCCCAGCAUGGACACCAGCUUUGAGAGCACAGCCGAGGCCACCGAGUACUUCAUCUGAAGGAGGGAGAGAGAGAGAGAGAGAGAGAGAGAGAGAGAGAGAGAGAGAGAGAGAGAGAGAGAGAGGGAUCAUCUCUGUCUCCAAACUCUCUCAGAGCCUGAUGGAGACACACUUGUACAUACAGCCCCUGAGGAACAGCAGGACUGCAGUAGUGGUCUCUGGGGACUUGGACACAGCUGAGGAGCGGCGCUCAUUAACAGGACAGAUGUGUGAGAUAUUGACUUUAUGAGCAGUGAAUCAUCCCCACAGACAGACAGACGGACAGACGGAGGGUCUCUUUAUGAACAGCCAAUACACUGAUUGUCCCCCCCCCCCCAUGUAGGCUCCUUAUGUAACAGCCCCUCAUGCACACUCAUACUGUAGACUGCACUGUAGCUCACUUCUCUGUAUCAUAAUGAUGUUUUUUAACAAUAAAGAAGGCAGCUGCUCCGGGUGAGAACGGGGAGUGGUCCGCUCAUCAUUUAUCAGGAGAGAAAGUGGAAAAAAAACAAACUUUAAAAUCAGUUUUAGAGACGGAGAGGAAAUAAAACCUUUAAUAUUUUCAUAAAGAGAGAAAGACUCGAUCAGGACCUCUGUUUAUUCCUCAUAAACAGUGUUUUCGUGUCUCUAGGAUCGUGGGAUUCUGAGUUGGUGUCUCUGAUAUCAAACUACUGAGCAGGACUUUACAGGAGCAGCUGCAGGAUCAUGUAACCGACACCAGAACCUCCCAAGAAUCCCGGGCUGCACAUGUCCAACAGGCAGCCGUAGAUAGUCUGAGUAGAUGUUCACUGGAAUAACCCGACCGAGGACAGAGAAGACCGAGUCAGGAUCAGAGUUCAGGACAGAAGAUUUCAGAUAAUAAAACAGAAAAAGAUCCAGACCUGAGGAGUCCAACAGGUUCACCGACAUAAUACCGGUCCAAAAGUCUGUUCUGUUCAAACGUCUGUUCGUAUUUCAGCUCUUGACUUGAUGAACGAAUGAGUCAGACUCACAAACAGACUCUAAAUGGACUUAAUGGGCUCCACUGUAUAUCUGUAAAAAAGCUUUUAAUUCUCUGAGUCUGAAAGGUCUGAACUCCGACUCCAUUAGUCUGAGUGACACCAGCCCCCCGCACAAACAGAACCACCUCCAGAACCUGCAUUAGAGAGUAUUAUUAAAGCUGAUGUUAGUCUGUCAGAGCGCUCAGAGGUUCAUAUUUUAAAGAGUCUGGAGCCCUUCCUCUCCUUCUCUCUUCAGCUCUUCCAUAAAACAAACGUCUUUUGUUCUUUUCUUAAUUAUUCUCUUCACAGUGUGUGGGCUAAACCUCCGCUCGCUGAAGGAAACAGUCCAACACUUUCCCACACUUCAUGACCUCUCUGUAAUAAGAAUCAAACACAACAACCAUUUCACUCCUUUCACUCUCACUCACUACAUUUACUAAACUCACAGAAACGAAGGUGAUGAAGGUGAAGGUGAUGAAGGUGAAGGUGAGUUUGUCCUCCUCUCAUUCUUUCGUUAAAGAUGAAGAUCUCAUAUCUUCUCAUAUCUUCAUGUUAAUCCUCAAACAAGACUCUGAGCGAUCACCCCUCGGUCCUGAUGGGAUUAACCUUCCUCCUGUGUUCGCUCUGACCUCACACCCUCCAUGUUCAGGGUCGGUUCUGACCCGGGUCUUAAAUCAGCUGUAAAUUAAAAACAGUUCUCUAUCAUCCAGUUUGGUUCUCAUCUCCAGGUUUCCGUGUUCGACUUCAUUAUCCAUGAAAAUAUUGAUGAUAAUAGUUUUUGUUGUGGUCCUCACACAGACGUCUGUACUGACCUGAUCUCACAUGUUCAGACAGAGAAAAACAUGAAAAAUGAGAAUUUCUUAAAUCUCACAUGAAGAGGAUCUGACUGUCAGCACACUGAUUCUGAUUAUUAGAUAUUGAUCUAACCGGGUCAACAGCGACACUAAUACAACAAGCGCCAUAAUUCUAAUGAGAGAAUUUUAUUAUUAAGUUAAUUAAAUGUUUUUAUUUAGUUGAAAUUAAAGUUCCUGACAAAGUCAAAAA
Xyrichtys novacula (pearly razorfish) is the source of this 6518-nucleotide messenger RNA. Lineage: Eukaryota; Metazoa; Chordata; Actinopteri; Labriformes; Labridae. The record is from the annotation of a GenBank genome assembly.